ACUUGUACCGAUGACAAAUUGAUGAGCAGUAGCUUUUGGGACUCAUUGCAGCGUGUAGGUUGCGCAGAGUGGAUCCGGGAGAAAGCAUUGGUUGUUCGUGUGUCCCUUCGUGCGGCCUGGUGCCUGAGAUUGAUCACAAUCAGGAACCCUAGGAAUUUCAGAGCGUUUUUUGGGAUCUCCUGUGUAAGCUCUAGUGUAUCUCUGAGGCUGUUAAAAUUUUUAACGGUGAGGAUGGAGGGUUUUGGGUGCCCCAGUGGCCUGUUCUUCAUGAUUCUAUUAUCUCUGCUGGUCAUGAAGCUGAUCGCUGUUUCGGGCUCCCAGGCAGAUGGUGCCGUCAUCUUUAUAGACAGCAAUAUCAGGCCAGAGCAUUUGAGGAAGACUUCUUCCAUCGAAAAAGAGGUGUUUACAUAUGAAGAUAUAGCGACGUCAUUGGCAGUCCUUCUAGGAGUAGUCCCAAAAGUUGCUGUUGAUGAAAAAGCUGCCUCUAAGAUCGACUCUGUGGUGUCACCUAACUUGUUUUAUCGACCACGAGCUGUUCUUUCACUAAACAUUGGUGGAGUUGAACUUGAUUCCAUUCGCAAUGAAGCCACCCUGGAUUUGCUUGGCCUUGGAUCGUACCAGCAGAGCCCUUUGAUAGCAGAUAAUACACACCCCAGACGAAUUUCUGACGAUUACGUGAACGUAGAGGUGUUGACGAGCCUGGAUGAAGCUGAUACACACAUCGAAGUAUCUGAGCAAGACUUGGAGUUUGAAUUUAUAAGUACAUCCUACGUCUUGAACGGGGACUCUAAAACAGUGAAUACUAUAUCAUGGGAUAUGAGCAAUGGCGAAUCCUUCUCCCUAGAUAUGUCCAAUAGUGCCGACAGACUUUUCUUCAAAGAGUUGAUGGAAGUCUUCAGAGGCAUGAAGCGGGCGGUUACUUCACAGCAGUCUGUAGAACUGGAACAACCAGCGGAUCUUUAUUUUGGAACAUUUAAUGGAAUCAUAGAAUUUCGAGAUCAUUAUGGGAGCGGACAUCAGACUCAACUUGCUUCCAAGUUUGUGCUCUAUGCAAUGAACCAAGCUCUACAGUUUUUGCAGGCAAACUGCAAUGAUAAACUUGUGGGCGUUUUCACCUUUACGGAGAGCGCCAAUGAUUUUAAGGUCCUGACUACUGAAAGGGGAGCUCGGUUCCUACAAGCUGCAGCCCCAACCCCAGGAAAUGAAACAUAUCCUGAAGAGAUGGCCUUGCGCCUCGGAAACCAGGCUGUUAUUUUCUUCACUGUGAUCAUUUUGCUCGUGGCUCUCCUUCUCUCGACUUGCUGCAUGUUUACGAUGCCUUUGACGAAGGACUCGCUGCUUUACUCAGGAUUGAAAUUGGAUUAGGUGGGGAAUGCCUCUUUUGAUCUCUUUAGAUGAGCACAUAGAAGGUUUUCUCCUCCCAAAUUGAUGACAUAGCUAUUCAUGUGUUAUCGUGUCGGGGGUUUUAUGUAUUAAGGAAUGACAUUGGAGCUUCGAUCUGGAAAUUUCUUUUUCUUCUGUAGCAGGCGAAGGCAAUAGGUUACAAUCCUGCACUUCCAUCUAAUGUGAAUCUUUUUAUUAAUGAUUAUGGUGUAAAUUUACAGCAAGAAGAUUGGCAUGCUGUACUGCUGUCA
Physcomitrium patens is the source of this 1634-nucleotide messenger RNA. RefSeq lists its product as uncharacterized. The record is from RefSeq and is a predicted model, not a curated record. Lineage: Eukaryota; Viridiplantae; Streptophyta; Bryopsida; Funariales; Funariaceae. Gene Ontology annotation, molecular function: signaling receptor activity. Gene Ontology annotation, cellular component: membrane; external side of plasma membrane.